AUGGACCUUACAUUCGAUCAAGCGGACGUGGGCAGUUCACUCAGACAUAGGAAGACCGACCGGAUUGAGGGUCUCACACCGGUCGGGGAUGGACAUUAUCGGAGUAUUAUAGGGAGUGAUCACGCACAAGUUCAGAGUAUCCUAAGAGGGAGUGAUCACCCACCCGGUCAGAGUAUUCUAGGGAGUGAUCACCCACAAGUUCAGAGUAUCCUAAGAGGGAGUGAUUACCCACAAGGCUUGUCCUACCUGACGGAAGGAACGGACCUCGCACGAGGGAGAUAUCGCGGUUGGGGGAGAGUUGGAUUAGGGAUAGGAUUGAUCUUGGUUGUUUUGUUGUCAACCUUUUACUCUCUUCUUUUCUCCACUUCAUUAGAUACCUCCCUUCAUCCUCACUACCCACACCAACGAUUCGACCAACAGAACAGAACCGCCUACUUUGCUCAAAAAGGGAAUUUCGUCAAUACAUACUUUGUGAAAUACACUUGGGCGUGGACAUCCUUCUUCGUCUUGAUACAUAUUCUCACUUCCCCAAUCCCUCCUCUCACUUCUCUUACUGUUUCUUCAACGAUCGCUACUACCUCUCUUUCCUCUCCUCCUCACGCGCGAUCCCCUUUGGCUUCAUAUGCCACGUCUCCUCAAGUUGUUCGGUCGCCUGGUCUAUCAGAAAUUUCCACUUCGAUCCGAGCUACCUUCACCCGACUGACCCGACUCAGACCUUGGUUCAUGGCGACGAUCAUCUGGGCAAGUUUCACAAGAUGGUUCUUUGGUCAAUCUCUCUUCGAUCGUAUCAUCGUUUUAUCAGGUGGUGAAUGUGUUCUGUCCAUCCCACCUGACCUCGACUCGUCCAAAUUGAUACAAUCCCUCCAAUCUCACAACGUUCAUCUUUCCCAAUCCCCUCUGUCUGACCCUCUUUCAACAUUAAAUUCCAUGAUGGACCCUUCUUCCUCGUCACCGGUACAACUACCGCAAUUGGAAAAUGGUUUCAUUUCUUUACCGCAACAAUUUUGCUCACCAGGAGGACAUAAACCUCUUUCAAACCUCUUGUCCGAGAUGGCACAUACAGGAACGAUGAGACCGAGAUGGAGAAAAGGACACGAUAUCUCGGGUCAUACUUUUCUUUUGAUAUUGGCCAUCAUCCUUCUGGUCAAAGAACUUGAACCGACCUGGAAGAGAUGGACGCGGAGGGUAAGCAGUCUUUCCCGGCGCAACCAGCUGUUCAGAAAGACGGAAAUUGCGUUGAUCGAUGAUUCACAAGGAAUGGAUUUCGGGAAAGAUGUAAAACUUGACGGUGAGGAGGUGGUGAUCGCCAGGGAAGUGAACAGUGAUGAAUCCAAGGAGACAAAGAGGAAAGGACAGAAGGUAAAACGUUCAGGGUUAGGGGGAAAGAUGAGGAGUUGGAUACAUUCGUUUAGUGGGAUAGGAGCGACGAUAUUGGUUGUUCUAUGGUUUUGGAUGUUGAUUAUGACCGGAAUCUAUUUUCAUAAUCCUCAAGAGAAACUCACUGGACUGGUUUGCGGGUUGUUGGCCGGGGGUAUUGUCGAUCUAUUCUCACCUUCCACAGUGACCGAUGUCUCACUCUAUGACUCCGAAACAUCGACAGUGCUUAUCGACGAGAACGAGGCUCGACGUGAUAGUGUGAGCCUUACCGAUCUCGAUUAA
This is a messenger RNA of Tremella mesenterica DSM 1558, 1659 nucleotides long. RefSeq lists its product as uncharacterized. NCBI's taxonomy places the organism in Eukaryota, Fungi, Basidiomycota, Tremellomycetes, Tremellales, Tremellaceae. Gene Ontology annotation, cellular component: endoplasmic reticulum membrane. The record is from RefSeq and is a predicted model, not a curated record. Gene Ontology annotation, biological process: lipid storage; lipid droplet organization; phospholipid biosynthetic process. Bases 1 to 1659 code for a protein of 552 amino acids. The transcript is spliced from 3 exons.